Messenger RNA from Balaenoptera ricei (Rice's whale), 1811 nucleotides. RefSeq names its product 15-hydroxyprostaglandin dehydrogenase (gene HPGD). Gene Ontology annotation, molecular function: oxidoreductase activity, acting on the CH-OH group of donors, NAD or NADP as acceptor. The record is from RefSeq and is a predicted model, not a curated record. Gene Ontology annotation, cellular component: cytoplasm. The transcript has 7 exons. NCBI's taxonomy places the organism in Eukaryota, Metazoa, Chordata, Mammalia, Artiodactyla, Balaenopteridae. Bases 167 to 967 code for a protein of 266 amino acids.
CGCUCAGGGCCAGGUGACACAGUCGUGGGUGCCCGGCGCCGCUUGACAGCUUCAUCCCCGCCCACUGGCAGGAGAGCGCGGCCGGGCAGCACGCGCGCGCGCAGGGUCCUUAAAAGCCGCGGCCGCGCGGAGACGCCGAGCUCGCCCACCGCGCGCAGGCGGCGACAUGCACGUGAACGGCAAAGUGGCGCUGGUGACCGGCGCGGCCCAGGGCAUCGGCCGAGCCUCCGCCGAGGCGCUGCUGCUCAAGGGCGCCAAGGUAGCGCUGGUCGAUUGGAAUCGUGAAGCAGGUUUAAAGUGUAAAGCUGCCCUGGAUGAGCAGUUUGAACCUCAGAAGACUCUCUUCAUCCAGUGCGAUGUGGCCGAUCAGGAACAACUAAGAGAUACUUUUAGGAAAGUUGUAGACCACUUUGGAAAACUGGACAUUUUGGUGAAUAAUGCUGGAGUGAAUAAUGAGAAAAACUGGGAAAAAACUCUGCAAAUUAAUUUGGUUUCUGUCAUCAGUGGAACCUACCUGGGUUUGGACUACAUGAGCAAGCAAAAUGGAGGUGAAGGUGGCAUCAUUAUUAAUAUGUCCUCUUUAGCAGGGCUGAUGCCUGUUGCACAACAGCCUGUGUAUUGUGCUUCCAAACAUGGCAUAAUUGGAUUUACACGCUCGGCAGCGAUGGCUGCUAAUCUCAUGGACAGUGGUGUGAGGCUGAAUGCCAUUUGCCCAGGCUUUGUUAACACACCCAUCCUCAAAUCCAUCGAGAAAGAAGAGAACAUGGGACAAUAUAUAGAAUACACAGAUCAUAUCAAGGAUAUGAUGAAAUACUAUGGGAUUUUGGACCCAUCAAUGAUUGCCAAUGGAUUAAUAACACUCAUUGAAGACGACACUUUGAAUGGGGCUAUAAUGAAGAUCACAACUUCUAAGGGAAUUCAUUUUCAAGAUUAUGAUACAACCCCAUUUCACACGAAAGCUCAGUGAACAUCUUAUAUGUCAGCUUUAACUGAAAAUAAGCACAAAUGACUUAGACCACAUCAUUUGAAGACAGCUUUUUAAAUGAAAUGUUAUCAUUUGAAGCUUUCCUUUCAUGCAUGUGAUGUUCAUUUUUUCUAAAUGAUUAGCUAAGUAUAUAGAUUUAAAAAAUGAGGAACUAUCAAAAAUAUGACAUGGACCAAAGCUAGGUUUUGAUCUUUAUAGUCUAAGUAAUGAUUAAAACAAAGGAUAUUCCAGGAAUAUUCUGCCUUGCAGAGAAUAUAUUUAAAUUUGUGAUUCAUAAAUGUUAAUGUUUUUCAGAACGUCAUUUUAAAGGAGAUACUUGAAUUGUUAUUUAUAUCAAACCAGAUGUGAAAAACUCAUUUUGUUUCCAUGUUCGCACUUUAAAAGAAGGAAGCUACCUACAAUGGCAAAUAUUUAGUAACGAUAACUUUUACUUAUAUACCAUCUUUCAGCUGAAUAUUUCAGCUCUUUGAGGAUGUGGCACCUUUGGGGGCCCGUAGGUAAGGAAUAAAUUACAGUGUGAAUAUAUCCUAAAUGAAAAAUCUAAUGUAUGGAAAAGUGACAGAAAUUAACUGGCUGAGAUGUUAAUCCACAGUUCAGCCUCCCAUCUGGGGAAAACAUUUCUUUCCUCUUUGCUUACUUUAAGAAUUUUGACUACAAAAAUCUCAGGAAUGAAACUUUUAAUAGUUAUAGCAAAAAGGAUAGUUAGUGCUCCUAAAACAUGCUUAUUAAGAAUAAAAUACAAAUGUAAUAUUUUUCAGAUUACUUCUUUGUUUAUUUGUACCAAUUUCAAAAAUGCCUACUUUUCAAUAAAACUUUUUUUUUCUAA